CCUGAAGGGGGUGUGGCUAACUCGACUUGUCAUGUAACGUUGGAGCCGUGACGUCAGUGUACGUUUAACGGGCGGACACAUUCAAAAUGGAAGAAAUGGCAAUGUUUUGGAGGGGAACGCGACAAAAACAAUUUUCGGCCUGGUGAGAGCUCAAAUCUUGACCGUGGAUGGUCUGUGUACGCGUCGCAGUGGCUCACAACCAAUCUGCAUGUUCAAGGCCACCGACAAACGACAAAAUGAGCAUUUCUAUCGGAGAUAAAAUUGAGGACUUUAAAGUCCUCACGCUCCUUGGUAAAGGCUCCUUUGCAUGUGUUUACCGAGCAAAGUCAGUGAAAACUGGACUAGAUGUCGCGAUCAAAACGAUAGACAAAAAGGCGAUGCACAAAGCUGGCAUGGUCCAGCGUGUGACCAACGAGGUGGAAAUUCACUGCCGUUUAAAACAUCCUUCGAUACUUGAGUUGUACAACUACUUUGAGGACAGCAACUAUGUGUACCUGGUGUUAGAGAUGUGCCACAACGGAGAGAUGAGUCGGUUCCUAAAAGAGCGAAAAAUGCCUUUCUCUGAGGAGGACGCGAGACAUUUUAUGCAUCAGAUAGUGAAAGGAAUGCUGUACUUACACACUCACGGCAUCCUGCACAGAGAUUUGACCUUGUCCAAUCUUUUGCUGAGCGGCAACAUGAACAUAAAGAUUGCCGACUUUGGCCUGGCCACUCAGCUGAAGCUCCCAAACGAAAAGCACUUCACAAUGUGCGGAACUCCCAACUACAUCUCCCCCGAGGUGGCCACUCGCAGUGCCCACGGCCUGGAGUCUGACGUGUGGUCCCUGGGCUGCAUGUUCUAUGCCUUCCUAAUGGGACGACCUCCGUUUGACACGGACACGGUCAAACACACUCUGUCCAAAGUGGUUCUCGGGGAAUACCAGAUGCCUACUCAUGUUUCCUUAGAAGCUCAGGACUUGAUUCAUCAACUGCUCCAGAAGGACCCCGCCCACCGACCAAGUCUCUCCGCAGUGCUUGACCACCCCUUCAUGACCCAGAGCCUUCUCGUCAGGACCAAAGACCUGGUGUUGGCCGACGACGGGUCAAUGGACAGCGGUAUUGCCACCAUCUCCACGGCUUGUACCUCCUCCACUUCGGGCAGCAGUGGAAGCCGCCUCCAGAGGAAAGCCAGACACGUGGUUGGUCCUGCCCUGCCCAAUCGCAUGAUGCCCAUUCAGGGUCUUCACCGGCAGCCUGUGAGCGGCUGUUAUGAGGAUGGAGACCAGUGGCAGGUGCCAGACAGUUUUCACACUGAAGGCAGGGGCAGGUCAGAGCGAGCGGGGGGAAACAGUCAGCCUCACUCUCGAUACCUGCGAAGAGCACACUCCUCGGAUCGCUCGAGUUCCUGCGCCUCGGGUCAAGGCUUGAGUCACGAGUUGGGCAGAUGUAGCUCUGAGGACAUGCUGACUGGAGUAGGACGUCCAGUGUUCUCCAUGCCGACAGCCCAGCAGCCAUUCACAAACCACGGCAGACUCCCGUCUCCUCCUGUCAAACAGUCAAAUUCUGGUUACUCAUUAUCCAGUCAAAUGUCACAUUCAUCAAACCCACAGUUUCAGAACCUGGAGGGAGUCACAAACUGGUUGAAUAAUGAUGCCUCUGGACACAGGCCAACAGACGGCAGCACACACAGCAGCAGCAGCAUCAGAGGACCUUUAGGGGUCCACAACUCCUGGUCAGAGAAGCCCGUCGGUAGAGUUUUAAACCCACAGCACAGUGGUCACCACCUCCAACAUCACCUGUCCUCUAACGCCGACUCAAACAGAGAAAACAUACCGGGAGCCGAUUUCCAGCCUCCUCACAGCCGAGAAUUUAAACCUCCUCCAACCAAACCCAGCACAGAGAAGAAGAAGUCCCUCAAAGACGUCGUCUCUCCGCUGUGUGCGGCCAGACUGAAGCCGAUUAGACAGAAAACAAAGAACGCCGUUGUGAGUAUCCUGGACACAGGAGAGGUUUGCAUGGAGAUGUUAAAAAGCAUCAGCAGUCAAGAGAGAGUCAAAGAAGUUCUUCGGAUUUCACGGUGUGGUUCUAUGGUGACUAUUUACCAGCCUAACAAUGGAAAGGGUUUCCCUGUGCUGGACUGUCCUCCUGCUCCUCCAGAGGACAUCCUCAUCUGCAGCUACGAGGAUCUUCCAGAAAAAUACUGGAAGAAAUACCAGUACGCCUCCAAGUUUGUGCAGCUGGUCAAAUCCAAAACUCCAAAAGUGACUCUUUACACCAAGUACGCAAAGGUCAUGCUGAUGGAGAACUCUCCCAACGCAGACCUGGAGGUCUGCUUUUACGACGGAGCCAAGACGCACAAGACGCCAGAACUGGUGCGAGUGGUGGAGAAGAGCGGGAAGUCUUACACCGUGAAGGGGGAGGUGGGACUCAGUGGUCUAAGCCCAGAGAGUCGGCUCUACGUGGAGCUGUCUGAUGAAGGCCAUAGCAUGUGUCUGUCACUAGAGGCCGCCAUCACUGCAGAGGAGCAGCGCAGCACCAAGAACGUCCCUUUUUUCCCCAUAACUAUUGGCAGGAGACCUACCAACUCAGACUCCCCGUGUGCGUCAACACUGCCCUCCCAGCCGGCACCUCCGGACACAGCUUCACCUCCUCAUCCACCACAUAUCACUCCUUCAAUGAUUUCCUACGAUGGCUCUGAUUUCACCUCAGCCAGUCUGAGUAAGAAGACCUCUCCAGUCCGACAGGACCUGGUGCAAAGCACGGGAAAAGUGGUGAAGUCAAUAUUUGUGCCCAAUGUUGGAUGGGCGUCCCAGUUGACAAGCGGUGAAGUGUGGGUGCAGUUCAACGACGGGUCUCAGCUGGUGGUGCAGGCGGGGGUUUCCUGCAUCACAUACACGUCUCCUGAGGGAAAGAUCACCAGGUAUAAAGAGAAUGAAAAGUUACCAGAACACGUGAAGGAAAAGCUGCACUGUCUCUCCACCAUCCUGGGUCUGUUGGCCAACCCAUCCACACAUCACAGACAACUACAUUCAUAAUGGAAGAAAGCAUCCCAGCAACACAGACCUAGAACAGAACUGAACGUAGCAUUAGAAUCCUUUGUCCGUCGUCUGGUGUCCUUGUAAAUAUAUCUGUCUUUUUUUUACUUGUACAGAAAACUAAGAUUAUGAAAAUAUAUAUUUUUAUCUUAAUAUGAAACCAUUGUAUAGAGACAAUUGGCCUACUGGAAAAUGUGUUUGUGCAUCUGUCUUUUUUUACUGACUCCAGUUCUAUGAAAUAUUUGAUUCAUAAAUGCUGAACCAAUAAAUCGCUGGAGGCUGGGUGAAAAACUAAUCCUGUUUGCUGUGUC
This is a messenger RNA of Cynoglossus semilaevis (tongue sole), 3325 nucleotides long. RefSeq names its product polo-like kinase 4 (Drosophila) (gene plk4). Gene Ontology annotation, biological process: protein phosphorylation. Bases 168 to 3014 code for a protein of 948 amino acids. The record is from RefSeq and is a predicted model, not a curated record. Gene Ontology annotation, molecular function: protein kinase activity; protein binding; ATP binding. Gene Ontology annotation, cellular component: nucleus. The transcript has 15 exons. NCBI's taxonomy places the organism in Eukaryota, Metazoa, Chordata, Actinopteri, Pleuronectiformes, Cynoglossidae.